AUGGCCACCGCCGCCGUCCACCACCACCACCGGCUUCUCCAAAAACCUAUCUAUCUCGAGAUCACAAUCGUUUCCGCCAAACAUCUCAAGAAUGUCAACUGGAGAAACGGAAAUCUCAACCCGUACGUCAUCUUCUGGGUCGAUCCAAAUCGCCGCCUAGCCACCAAAUCGGACGAUUCCAAUUCCACCAAACCCGUUUGGAACGAACGCUUCGUCGUCCCUUUACCGUCAACCCCCUUCGCCGCCGUUCUUACCCUAGAAAUCUUCCAUGCCAAACCCUCCGACACGCCGAAACCAUUAGUAGGAACCCUCCGCGUUCCACUGGGGGACUUGCCUGAUCCUGAAAACUCGGACCGAAUUCGAACGUUCGAUGUCCGCCGCCCAUCUGGUCGUCUCAACGGUAAGAUCCGUCUGAAAAUUGCUCUCCGUGAACGGGCUCUACCCGAUUACCAAAACACCCAAAAGCCACCAUUUUAUUAUGCCUCACCGCCUCCACCCUCUUACGGUAGAUUGCCAUCAUCACCGUCUCCGUACGGUUCUUAUUCUUCUCUUCCGAAUCCACCUCCGGCACCAGCUGCCUCCCCUCUUUCCGCCGCCCGGCAGGCGCCUCCACCAUACCACAGCGUCUCGCAAUCGGAUCCGUAUUCUCUAUAUUAUCAGGGAGGAUGCUAUUCUCAGGCAGCUCCGUCCUCUUCUCCACGGCCAUCAAUUGACCGGCAGUUCAGCUACGCGAGUGUCAGCGGCGGGCCUAGCGCGCCGAUGGAUUAUGCUCAUUAUGAUCAAAAACCCAGAAAUGGAAAGAUGGGAUCAGGGUUGGGAUUGGCUUUUGGAACAAAUACUGGGGGAGUAGCAGGGCUUGCAAUUGAUGAAGGAUUGAGGUAUGAAGAUGGAAAGAUCGGAGAGAGAGUUGAAACCGACAUGGGUGUAAAGAAACCAGAUGAAUACGUCUAUUACCGCCGUGUGGAUUAUUGAUUCCGUUUUCGGGUAUGUAAUCUUGCUUACCCACAACAACGCAAAUGAUUCAACUGCUAUGUAGCUUUUCAUGUUUUGCUGUUGAAGUAAAUAUUGCUUUGUGUUUCUUAUGAACUGAUUUAAGUUGUAAUAAGUUAUGAAAUUUGUUGAUUCUUUCU
Cynara cardunculus var. scolymus (artichoke) is the source of this 1130-nucleotide messenger RNA. RefSeq lists its product as uncharacterized. Gene Ontology annotation, biological process: defense response. The transcript has a single exon. The record is from RefSeq and is a predicted model, not a curated record. Lineage: Eukaryota; Viridiplantae; Streptophyta; Magnoliopsida; Asterales; Asteraceae. The coding region runs from base 1 to 972 and encodes 323 amino acids.